ACGGCCGGAAUGAGUCUUGGCUUGUGUUUUGUAGUCAUAAAUGGCGUCUUCAGGGACACCAAACGACUGGCAAAGCGGAAAGACGCUGUCACAGUGUAUGAACCACGUAUUCACGUCUGGCACAGCUAGUGAUGUAGCCUUUCUUGUCGGUGAGGACCAGAAAAAAAUACCUGCCCACAAACUCAUCCUUAUAAGCAGAAGCCCAGUAUUCUACGCCAUGUUGGAGGGUCCAAUGGCCGAGAAAGGGGAGAUAACUAUUCCGGAUAUAACAGAAGACGUUUUUCAGCUCUUUUUACGAUAUCUGUACACAGACACAAUCGACUUGACGGAGAUGAACGUAGUACCUGUGUUGAAUGCUGCUAGGAAGUACUGUGUCGACAUUCUAGUUUCCAACUGUGAAGUAUUUCUGACCAAAAGUCUGUCAGCGGAAAAUGCUUGUCUGUUCUUGGAGCAUGCUCAUGUUUUCUUGAUGGAUAAACUGAAAACCGAGUGUCUACAAGUGAUAAAUGAAUCUUCAACAGAUGUACUGCAAUCGACGACCUUUACUGACCUAUGUCCGAGUUGUUUGACCAGUAUCACUGAAUCAGAUGACCUUACUGCUGAUGAGAGAGACGUGUACAAGGCCGUCAUCAGAUGGGCGGCAGCUGAAUGUAGCCGUCAGAACCUUGAGAGCAAUCACGAAAAUCAGCGGCAAGUCCUUGGAGAUAUCCUGCACAAAGUGAGGUUCCCGAAAAUUGAUUCCGACUUCUUCCUCAAGCAAGUGUGUCUAGAUAAAGUACUUCCAGGGGAUAUGGCACUAGAUGUUAUCAACUACAUUAUGCAUGACAAGGUCGUAGAUGUGCCUUGGCUUAAUCUGAACGAACGGAAAUAUACUAUAUCUACAAGGGAGAAUGUUUGGCGAUUUAAGGAUAUUUCGAACGGAUAUUGGAGCAACACAUUGGACCCUGAAGCUAUUUCCUUUAAGGUUCCAUGCGCAAUGAAACUAUACGGAAUCGGGUCAUGUCUAACAAAAGCAGAACCUAGCACGGUCGAUAUAUUUGUAUAUGAUGGAGAUAAUAUAUACAGCAGGAGUAAAUUGCCCCUGGUCAAAAACGAUUCCAUAAAUACAGGCGAUGUUUUGCUUGCGGAGCCAAUUCGACUAUCGGCUGGAAAAACGUAUACAGUCAAAGAAGUACCAUCAGCGUAUAAAUGUCACUACUCCAACACGGGGUCAGCGAACGUUGACUGUAAAGGCGGAACAAUUACUUUUAUGAGCAGUUCCAUGAGCACGUACUCGACAGUUCAUCAAGGAACGCUAAAUAACAGCAUUUCAUCCAGUGACGAAGAAUUGUUACUGAAUAUGGACAUGGAGACCAUCCAGACUAUAUCGGCGAGUUCAGUGCCAAACGAAAUUCCAGACCUUACGGGGGCCGUUUUUGAAGAGCUGCCCCUACCAAACUCCCCUCUCCCCUUCAAGCCACUGGAGAAAGAAAUCCAAAAACCUGCGAUCACUACUGAGACUACUGGACCACCAGCAAAGCGAUUUAAAGUCUGCACGGAGAAUGAGAAUCUCGGCAAGCGCCAUUAA
Molecule: messenger RNA, 1567 nt
Organism: Mizuhopecten yessoensis (Yesso scallop)
Lineage: Eukaryota; Metazoa; Mollusca; Bivalvia; Pectinida; Pectinidae
Product: BTB/POZ domain-containing protein 6-like
Exons: 4
Coding region: 41-1567 (508 amino acids)
Molecular function (GO): protein binding
Source: RefSeq, a predicted model, not a curated record